AAUAUGCGUUGAAAACUUGGUUCAUAUAUUGUGAUGCUAAAAAACCAAGUGAGGAAAUUAAGAAAGAAGUGAAGUGAGAUCUCAAAGUACGGCUAUGCACGCACCAGUGGGAGGUCUCGAUGUCCGAGCAAAUCAACAAUCUGGUGACUUUAUGAUUCAACCUGAGAUGCCUCCUUCUUCAGAGACGAGUAGUAACAACAACAAGAAGCCAACACCACCACAUAAUAAUAAUUCUGAGAAUAAUAUUGAUGAUCAGAAAUUGAGGAAUACAUCAAAUAGGCAAGCAUCUAUUGCAAUGGGAGACUAUAGUGGUGAUGAAUAUGUGUCAGUUGGUGCGGUACCUCUUCCUAGGGUAGAUAAGUUCAAAAAAGUUUCAAUUCUGCCUCUUGUGUUCCUCAUCUUCUAUGAGGUUUCUGGGGGGCCAUUUGGGAUUGAGGAUACUGUGGGUGCUGCUGGUCCUCUUUUAGCCCUUAUCGGCUUCUUGGUCUUCCCCUUCAUAUGGAGUGUUCCUGAGGCAUUAAUAACUGCUGAGAUGGGUACCAUGUUCCCUGAGAAUGGUGGUUAUGUGGUUUGGGUUUCGGCUGCAUUAGGUCCUUAUUGGGGGUUUCAACAAGGUUGGAUGAAAUGGCUAAGUGGGGUUAUUGAUAAUGCACUCUACCCAGUUUUGUUUCUUGAUUAUUUAAAGUCGGCAAUCCCAGCUUUAGGUGGUGGUUUACCGAGAAUCCUAGCCGUGUUAGCUUUGACUAUUAUCCUCACUUACAUGAACUAUAGGGGAUUGACCAUUGUUGGAUGGGUUGCUGUUCUUUUAGGAAUUUUCUCAAUUCUUCCUUUCGUAGUUAUGGGGCUUGUGGCAAUUCCAAAGCUGGAGCCUUCUAGAUGGUUAGAGGUAAAUCUACAUAAUGUGGACUGGAAUUUGUAUUUAAACACUUUAUUUUGGAAUCUAAAUUAUUGGGACUCAAUAAGCACCCUUGUUGGUGAGGUGGACAACCCAAAGAGAACACUUCCAAAGGCUCUGCUUUAUGCUUUGAUAUUGGUAGUUCUUGGAUAUUUCUUCCCUCUUUUAAUUGGUACUGGUGCUGUUCCAGUCAACCGUGACUUGUGGACUGAUGGGUAUUUCUCGGAUAUUGCUAAAAUUAUUGGGGGAGUUUGGUUGAGAUGGUGGGUCCAAGGUGCUUCAGCAAUGUCGAAUAUGGGGAUGUUUGUAGCUGAGAUGAGCAGUGACUCUUUCCAACUUUUGGGUAUGGCAGAACGAGGGAUGCUACCUGAGUUCUUUGGCAAGAGGUCUCGUUACGGAACUCCUCUAAUAGGGAUUUUAUUCUCAGCUUCUGGUGUGCUCUUGCUGUCAUGUCUUAGCUUUCAAGAGAUUGUAGCAGCAGAGAAUUUCUUGUACUGUUUUGGAAUGAUUUUGGAAUUCCUAGCAUUUGUAUGGUUACGAGUAAAACAUCCAUUUGCAUCUCGGCCUUACAAGAUACCCGUGGGAACAAUUGGAGCCAUUCUUAUGUGUAUUCCUCCAACUAUAUUGAUCUGCAUUGUGUUGGCUCUUUCUACACUCAAGGUAUUUCUUGUAAGUAUUGGUGCUGUGGUGAUUGGCCUUGUGAUGCAGCCCUGUCUCAAGUAUGUGGAGAGAAAGAGAUGGAUCAAGUUCUCCAUUAGUUCUGACCUCCCAGAUCUUCAUGGUAGUAAUCAAGCCAGCAAUGAAGCCUUAAUAGAUUAAUGUGUUCUGAUUUAUAAAUAUGCACUGAAAAUAUUCCACUGUGAUGGUGAUAAGCUGUGUGACUGGAACCCACAUGCCACAAUUAUCAAAUUGGCAGAGUAUUUGUUGACAACUGGAAUGCAAGGUAGCACUGUUAUCUAAUUUACUCAUUUGCAUUCUUUUGGCACGUAGCUAUUUGCAGUUACUAGCUGUUUAUCAUCUUUGUUUUUUGUCUGAUGAUAGAUGGGAGGGAGGAUUGAAAGUUGAGACACUAGUGAAUGUACAAGGAAGACAUAAAUUUGGUUUUAGUAGAUUUCAACACUGUUUCUUUUUUAAUUAAUUCCUGACUUUCAGUAUUGACACAAUGUUGGAAUGAAGGAUUGUGAUUUUAGUAAUCUUUAAAAUAAGUUAUUACAUGUUGGGGAAGCAUCUUUGCUUUGCUAA
Messenger RNA from Quercus robur (English oak), 2137 nucleotides. Its product is annotated as probable polyamine transporter At1g31830. Bases 95 to 1714 code for a protein of 539 amino acids. The record is from RefSeq and is a predicted model, not a curated record. Gene Ontology annotation, biological process: transmembrane transport. The transcript has 2 exons. Gene Ontology annotation, molecular function: transmembrane transporter activity. Gene Ontology annotation, cellular component: membrane. NCBI's taxonomy places the organism in Eukaryota, Viridiplantae, Streptophyta, Magnoliopsida, Fagales, Fagaceae.